Molecule: messenger RNA, 3876 nt
Organism: Frieseomelitta varia
Lineage: Eukaryota; Metazoa; Arthropoda; Insecta; Hymenoptera; Apidae
Gene: Atg4b
Product: cysteine protease ATG4D
Exons: 6
Coding region: 685-2145 (486 amino acids)
Molecular function (GO): protein-phosphatidylethanolamide deconjugating activity
Source: RefSeq, a predicted model, not a curated record
CAACAGAUCAGUUAAAUUCUAAGGUAUAAAUCAAUUUCCGUAUACCGGAAAGAAAAGAAUGAUCGAUCUCACACUAUUUGCUAGAGCAAUUGAAGCUUCCUCGAGUGUGUACACUCCUCGAUAAGAUACCGCCAUUUCGAAAUUAGAUCCUGAUCAGCGCGAUUUCUGCAUACUGCCGAUGUACUCCUGUAUGGUCUCGCAUAGUGUUCGAUUUUGCCGCGAUACGGCGCUGGCAAUGUUCUUAACGGACGCUUUAAAUUUCACAAUGUUCUUUGUAAACACGCGUCUCUUCCUGUCGGUGGCUCGGAUAUCUUUGUACUGUUUCUGAUUUCGUUUGCUUUACGACCUGCGAUUUGUUUCAUUUAUCCUCGAGUUUGGAAUAAUAAUAUCCUAUCGUUGAGGAUAACAAAUCAUUCUCGUACAGCGAAGUUUCACGAAGUUAGUGUUAGUGUUUCGAAGGAAAUGAAGCAUUAAGUUAACAGUGGGCUGGUAAUGGGCUUUGCGUUAAGUUUGGCGCCUGCAUCAGCCAAUGCAUAAUUAUAUUAAAUUCUGUGACAAUAGCAAUCAGUUGUUCAUACGGAAUGCGAUAAAACUGUGGAUGUUUGCGAUGUCCACAUAACCGUGAUCGUAUUUAUACAAAAAUGUAAUUGCCUUUCUGUACGGUACUUAAAUGUAUUGGAGUGUAUGCUUUCAAAAAUUUACUUGUUGGGCAUGAAUGGACAGGUGCAACCCUCCAGGGAAAGGUUAGGAGGUUUUACCAACAGUACAAUAGGAUUAUUUUCUGGAAUGAUUACCACAGAUCGUGUUCCACAUAUACAACUAGCUACUACAAAUAAUGGAUUGCCUGUGGAUGAUUCUAGUGUUACUACAGAGGUUGACAGCAAAGUCAAAACAAAAUUAUUGUCUAUGUGGAAUAAUGUUAAAUAUGGCUGGACCAUUAAGGUAGUUAAACCAAACUUCUCGAAAGAAUCUCCAGUAUGGUUACUUGGAAAAAUUUAUCGCAAGAAACCGGAAGAGUUUUUGGAAAAGGCUUCCGAAGCGGAGAAAACUUUAGACACUGGAAGUGAAAUAUCUUUAGCUAUGGAUGCUAUUAGUUUCGAGGAUGGUAUAGAAGAAUUUAAGAAGGAUUUCACAUCACGCCUUUGGUUAACAUAUAGAAGGGAAUUUCCUAUACUGAAUGGUUCUACAUUCACCACCGAUUGUGGUUGGGGAUGUAUGCUACGUAGUGGUCAAAUGAUGUUGGCACAAGCGCUGGUCUGCCAUUUUCUUGGAAGAGAAUGGCAGUGGCAGUUAGAUCAACCAAUAAAAACAGAACAACAAAAAUUGGAUGAAUAUAAUCACAGGUUAAUAAUUAAAUCAUUUGGAGAUCUACCACAUAGUAUAUCUCCAUUUUCUAUACAUACACUUGUUUCUUUGGGUGCUCUGUGGGGAAAACGUGCAGGAGAUUGGUAUGGACCUACUUCUGUAGCUCAUCUUUUAUGCCAAGCAGUAGAGCAAGCAGCAAAACAACAUCCAAUAUUCAGUAACUUGGCCGUUUAUGUUGCUCAAGAUUGUGCAGUUUAUCUGCAAGAUGUAAAAAAUGUAUGCCAAAUGCCAGAUGGCAAGUGGAAAUCUCUUAUACUCUUUGUACCUUUAAGACUUGGUGCUGACAAAUUAAAUCCUAUUUAUGCAUCUUGCUUAACACACUUACUUACACUAGACACCUGUAUUGGUGUAAUCGGUGGUCGACCUCGGCAUUCGCUUUAUUUUAUUGGUUUCCAGGAAGAUAAAUUAAUUAAUCUAGAUCCGCAUUAUUGUCAAGAAACUGUUGAUGUAUUAAAAGAUAAUUUCCCUUUGACGAGUUUUCAUUGUACUUCACCAAGGAAAAUGUUAAUAUCAAAAAUGGAUCCUAGCUGUUGUGUGGGAUUUUAUUUUCAUAACAAAUUGCAAUUUACAAACUUUAUGGAGAUUGCUCCCUCUUACUUGGUGCCGGAAGAUGAAAAAGUCAAUUAUCCGAUGUUUUUAUUUUGUGAAGGGAGCGGGAAAGAUCUCCAUCGAAAAAUUGAAAUUGCAGAAAAUAUAAUUCCCUCUACUACCUCUUUUACAGGUAAUGGAACUUACGAUGACGACCUUGACGAAUGCGAAGAAUUCGAACUGGUACAAUGAAAUGUUAAUUAUAGAUUAAAAAAAAAAAAAAAAGAUAUCAUGUACUUAAAAAAGCAUUCAUGGAUAAUUCCUGGAGAAGGAUGAUAAUGUUUGUCAUUAAUUAUAAUUCUCCGUUCAUUCGUCCAUAUAUGUAUAAGAAAAAAUCGAUUGAUGACUUUAGAUGACAAUGUUGCAUAUUAGGGAGUUGAAUAUUAAUUUUUAAAAUAAAUUUAUGCCGCAAUAUGAUCUUUAGAUCUCAACAUACUCGUUGAACGACUGACGUGAAUCGAUAUAUCGACUAUUUUUCAUUCGUGAUAAUGCAUUUAUAGAUCCGAAUUAGCAUUAUCUAUACAUCAUUCUGUGAUCAUAAUUUAGAACGCGGCUUUCAUAUUCCAGUUAUUGCACAAUUUUUUUUUUAUCUUGUUUACUGAUCUCGAAAAUUAUUAUUAAGUAGAGUAAUUUAGUAUAUGACUUAGAAUUAUCAUAACCAAGAAGAUAUUUAUUCUUUUUCAUGGAUAAUUACGUCGAGAAAAUCUUACUUGCGUAGAUCGUAAGUUGAUGAUUUUGCUAUGAAGAGUAAUUUUUAUAAAAAUUUCUUAAUUCCUUAUGAAAAUGUUCCUGACAUAACUUAUUUUGUGACGCAGUAAUAUUAGAUUCCUCGCAAGAUACAACUUGAGUAUAUUUUCUUUUAGUUAAAGAUGUUUAUGCAAUCAUCAGUGUUACGCAUUACAUAUUCAACCAUAUCUACCUGUUGUAAUAUUUAAACCUCAAUUAAUUUAAAUUUCUUUUUUCUACGAUGCAACUUUAACUUAUUUAUUUACAUAAUAUUCUGAUUUUCCUUCAACAGUUGUAAUGAACUUAUACUAAGUUCCCACAGCUCAUCACUGCGUUUGACAUAAUGUUUUAUGUUGUGAAAGAGAAACACGUAUUUAAUAAGCAUGUAUGACAUUAAAUCAUUGUUAUUACUGAGGAAUGACUUAAUUUUCGAAUGAAAAGAAAAUGUGAGCAUGAUAUAUAAGGUAUAUUAUACUCAUAUUGAUAAGAUCUGUACACAACUAAAAGUUGUUGAAAUUCUUAUAUCAGUACAGUUAAAAAUAAAUAUGGAAAAACGAUUAAAAAAAUCAUGUUUUAAUAUUUAUUACCUGUUUAUGAUCAUUAGUACACUUUGAAACGGAAUAUACAUAUGUCUUAAUACACUUGUGUCAUAAAAGGCUCAACAAAUUCCACUGAUUUAGAAUCAUUCUUUAGCUUCUUUGAUCCCUUUAUAUCAACAUCGUUUUACAAUCGAUAUAUACGAAGCAUGACAAGUGAAACAUAAAUCAGUUGCAAUUGCUUGCUUUGUUAAUGAAUAUUCAUAAAAUUAUACUUCCAUCAAAUCUUGCGUGUCGAUACAAAGAAUAUGUACAAAUAUAAAAAAUCAGAUCGGGUAUGUACAAAAUAAGUAAAAGUUGUCGAUAAAAGUUAAUAAAAUUGAUGUAUACUGUAUUCAUCCAAAAUAUUCAAAUAAUCUGUUAAUUGUAUAUAUACACAGUAACUUUUAUAUAUGUACAUAUAUAUAAGUUGCAGAAAAAUAUAUUUCCACAAUUUGUGUGCAUCCAUUCAAUUCAUCAAUUUGUGCGCAUGUAAAUUGAUAUUGAUAUCUUACACAGCACAAAUGGAAGCAUGUAAUUACUAUUGAUUAAAAACAUAUGCACUAAUUGAUGUGUAUUUUGUUAUAAAAUAUUAAUAUGCCUAAGUAAAUUAAGAACACGA